Helianthus annuus (common sunflower) is the source of this 1545-nucleotide messenger RNA. RefSeq names its product probable purine permease 10. The transcript has 3 exons. The coding region runs from base 99 to 1223 and encodes 374 amino acids. Gene Ontology annotation, cellular component: membrane. The record is from RefSeq and is a predicted model, not a curated record. Lineage: Eukaryota; Viridiplantae; Streptophyta; Magnoliopsida; Asterales; Asteraceae. Gene Ontology annotation, molecular function: purine nucleoside transmembrane transporter activity.
GAUAGCGAUAAUUGCAUAGGAAAUAACACCCACAUGAACAUAUAGAUUAUUAUCGUAUUUCUCUCCUCCUCAUCUCCCUGUUUCAUUUCAUUAACCAAAUGAAGGAGGCUCAAGAAGAGGCAACAGAAGUAGAUGGAUCUGCUAAAAUUCAAAAUGGUGGAAGAGGGUCUUCAGGGGUUGUACAGUACAAGUGGUGGAUCAAGAUAGCAUUGUUCACAGUGUGUGUACUUUCAGGCCAAUCAGUUGCAACAAUGUUGGGAAGACUUUACUUUAACAAAGGAGGAAAUAGUAAAUGGAUGGCAACACUUGUUCAAACUGUUGGCUUCCCACUCAUGUUCCCUUUAAUCUUGAUGUAUUUACCUUCAAAAACACCCUCAAAACAACAACAAAUUACCAAAGAACCUUCUUGGAUUACCCUUUUGAUGCUCUACACGUUUCUUGGUGCAUUCUUGGCUGCAGACUGCAUGUUAUACACCUAUGGAUUGAAUUUUCUGCCGGUUUCGACAUACUCGUUGAUCUGCGCAAGUCAGCUCGCAUUCAACGCGUUAUUUUCUUACUUUUUAAACGGACAAAAGUUCACUCCAUUCAUUGCCAAUUCGCUCGUUCUUCUUAGCUUUUCGUCUACAUUACUUGUGUUCCAGGGUGAUUCUGAACAAACCGCGAAAAUUUCGAGAACCAAGUACAUCGUUGGGUUUGUAUGCACAGUUGCUGCUUCUGCAGGGUAUGGAUUAAUGUUAUCUACAACUCAACUCGCUUUCAAGAAGAUUCUGAAAUCACAAAGCUACAAAGUCGUAUUCGAUAUGAUCGUCUAUCAAAACUUAAUAGCAAGUGUUGCAAUUGUGGUGGGACUGUUUUCUAGCGGUGAAUGGAAGGAUAUAAAAGGAGAAAUGGAAGGUUACGAGUCUGGUAAAGUUUCAUACAUAAUGAAUUUAGUGUGGACUGCGGUUUCAUGGCAAAUUUUCUCAAUCGGUUGCGUAGGUUUGAUAUUUGAGGUUUCAUCGUUGUUUUCAAAUGUGAUUAGUACUUUAGGGAUCCCAAUUGUGCCAGUUUUGGCAGUAGUAUUUUUCCAUGAAAAAAUGAAUGGAGUGAAGGUUAUUGCUAUGUUGUUGGCCAUAUGGGGGUUCGCUUCGUAUAUCUAUCAACAUUAUCUCGAUGAUGUAAAGGAAAAAGCUGAGGCUAGAAUUGCAAACCGCCAAGUUGAUCUUACAGAAAUACGAAUCUGACGGUAUGGUUCAUCUUUGGGGAUUAUCAAGUAGGUAACAAACACCACCGAUAUAUUUAUCUUUGUUAAGACAUCAAUCUUAAACCACGUAGAUUUAAAACCAUGUACCCCAAACAACCGUUUAUCUAAAUAUGUCAAACAAGUUAGGAGGUUGUAAUGUUAUGUAAUUAAUUAAGUUGUAAACAAACGGGUUCACAGGUUAUGAUGGAAUUGUAACAAGGCAAAAGCAAUGUACACAGGUUUGCAGAUAGAACAUGUAAGCCAUGUAUUUGUUUACUUUUUUUAACCUUUUUAAAUGGGAAGAGCCGAAUUGUUUACUUUUA